Molecule: messenger RNA, 1458 nt
Organism: Carya illinoinensis
Lineage: Eukaryota; Viridiplantae; Streptophyta; Magnoliopsida; Fagales; Juglandaceae
Product: protein DOG1-like 3
Exons: 1
Coding region: 294-1322 (342 amino acids)
Biological process (GO): DNA-templated transcription
Molecular function (GO): sequence-specific DNA binding
Source: RefSeq, a predicted model, not a curated record
GUUCAAAGUUUCAGAGAAAACGACAAGUACUGUAAUGAUGACGCCAAAGUAAACCAUUUCGGCAGUACCUUGCGUUUCUGCUUUAUAUUCUCAUGCUUAGCCGACGUGUCCCGUAUGAGCACCAUGUGUUUUUAGGACGUAGAAAAUCUGGAAACUAGCAUCGAUCGAUUGAGUGUCGAAAGUGGAUACCUGUAAACCGACAUUAAUGAAGGCCGCCUAUUGUUUUUGGGAUGACUGUCGCCAUUGUUUUAAAGGGUUCUCGAUCUUUAUCCCUGUAAACCUCAUCACCCACCAUGUCCUCUGUUCCAAACGGUACUGGCAACAACGUUGCAUCAAGUCCCCUUAAGGCCACACCCACCAUGUCCUUUCUUCCAAACGUUGCAUCAAGUUCCCUCAAGACCACCACACCCAUCAUGUCCUCACAGCUCUCUAACGGUGGCAACAACGUAGCAUCGGGCGCCAUCGGUAAUGGCAGCAGUACUUCUGAGUCCGAGCUCCUGAGCUUCCAGAGGUUUUUCGAGCACUGGAUCGUGGAGCAAAACAAAUACCUCCAGGACCUCAUAUCUGCCUCCAAACACCACGAACAAGCUGCUAACGCCAGUACCAUGGCUGCUGAAUCAAAGGAUCGAGCUGAUCGUGAUGAGGUUCGGAUCACAGACAAGCCCCACUUUCGCCCGCUCAUCGACCAGGUCAUUCAGCAUUACGAGCAAUACUAUCAGGCCAAGUCAAGGUGCGCCAAGCACGAUGCAAUAGGUGUGCUGAAAGCCCCAUGGACAAGCGCACUCGAGAACGCGUUCAUGUGGAUUGGAGGGUGGCGACCCAGCAUGGCUUUUCAUUUGCUCUACUCCAAGUCCGGACAGCAAACUGAGGAGAAACUAGCCAGUUUUUUUCAAGGGACGAGUAGUCGUGGCGAUUUGGGGGAUCUCUCGCCGAGUCAACUGAGCAAGGUCGACGAGUUGCAAAGGAGGACCAUUAGGGAGGAGAGAGAAAUCACGGAGAAGAUGGCGAAGCACCAGGAAACGGUAGCGGACUCGGCAAUGGUUGAGUUGUCACACGCGGUGACGGAGUUGAUAAGGAGCGAGGGGGAAGGCCAGAGUAGUGGUGGGAUUGAGAAGGAGCGAGUCGAGUCGGUUCUGGCGUUGAAGGAGGAGGGAUUGGAGAAGAUCUUGCUGAGAGCAGAUGAUCUACGGUUGAGAACGCUAAAGGAGAUUCUCGCCGUUUUUACUCCAAUCCAGGCCGUCCAUUUCUUGACUGCUGCUGCUGAGUUGCACCUGAGAUUACAUGACUGGGGCAUGAAGAAGGAUGUCACUGCCGGCCAUUGAUCCCAUUUGGAAAUCAACAAAACAGAAAUUAUGGUUGCAAUUAUGGGUAUGGGUAUGCAAAUCCUGUAUAAUUAUUUAGAAAAAAGUGAAUAAAUAUAAAAUUUAUAUGAAAAUAAAUAAAUUUUUUAAUAACAAA